Molecule: messenger RNA, 350 nt
Organism: Aspergillus piperis CBS 112811
Lineage: Eukaryota; Fungi; Ascomycota; Eurotiomycetes; Eurotiales; Aspergillaceae
Exons: 1
Coding region: 102-272 (56 amino acids)
Cellular component (GO): neuron projection; cytoplasm
Molecular function (GO): calcium/calmodulin-dependent protein kinase activity; calmodulin binding
Source: RefSeq, a predicted model, not a curated record
UCGAGGUAGACAUAUGGUCUGCGGGUGUAGUUUUGUACAUCUGUCUCUGCGGAUUUCCUCCAUUUUCCGACGAGCUCAACACCCCGGAACACCCCUAUAACAUGGCACAACAGAUAAAGAUGGGUAGAUUUGAUUAUCCAUCACCUUACUGGGAUCCCAUAGGAGAUCCUGCAUUGGAUCUCAUUGAUCGAAUGCUCACCGUAAAUGUGCCUGACCGCAUCUCAGCCCGAGAUUGCCUCACUCACCCCUGGAUGUGUCAAACCCCCAAUUGAUGCAACAAAAUUAUUUGUCGCUAAUAGCUUUUUGGAACUGUCAAAUAGUGCAGCAAAUCACCCUUGCCAAGCCAGUGC